AAUUCGAAGCAUGAUCUUUCUGCAGCUCUGGUGGACACUGAUGGUGCUCACGGGCAGCACAACAGCGGAGGGCGGAUCUCAAGCGGGCAGCGUGCAAUUGAGCAAGUUUCAUCAUUCCGUAAAUGAGGCACGUGACCAGCUGCACGAACUGCAGUCGAACUAUGAUCAGGUGCAGGCUGACGAGCUAUAUCGGCCCAGACGCAACAGCAUUGACGAUCUGUUGGCGAGCUUUGCGCAGGCGACUGAUAAGGAACGGAAUGACAAGGACGAGGAUCAGUCGCUGCAGCAGGCGGCAGAUGAUUGGUUUCGCGAUUUAAAUGCGGGCAUGGAGCAGCGAGUGAACGCGGAUGCAGCGCCAUCAGCAGUUGCGGUCAAACAUUUGCGUGCAGCAGGCAAGAGUCAGGCAACCAACAAUGGUUUGGCUUCAGAGCAAACCGAGGUGGCCAAAGUCAAGAAAAAGUACAAGGAUAUGAGUGAGGAACAUCUACCUCUAUAUGUACUGCCAGAAAAGCAGCCCUACGAAACUGUUAAAGGUGGCGCCACCGAACUGGACAUUAAGUUGAAGCAUGUGCAACAGCAGCUGCACAAUCAGGAACAGCAGCAGCAUAUGCUACAGCAGCAGAGGGAGGAAAAAAAGGAUUUCAGGACGAGCAAGGAGAGAGAGAGGGAGAGGGAGAGUCAACUGCCCCAAUAUGGCGACAAUCCUGUGCCAGAUGGGGUAUACGAGCAAACGCUGGCACGCCUCCAAUUCUCACGCAACAAUGCAAAUAAUCUGUCGCACGAGGCCAACUACAAGCUAUCCAAAAUCGAACAGGAGGCUGCUGAAGCGAGAAGCAAGUCGCGCUAUCCCGCUGGCCUAAGGAAACGUAGCUCCACCUCAGGUUUCAAUCCCAUGAACGAGAUCAAGCUGAAGACCAGCAAUAGAUUAAUGCGCAAGGGAAUGGGCCCAUCGCUGCCCAGCAAUGCGCUGACGGACACAAUGCGUGCCCACUAUGUGGAUGAUCUGAUAAUGCGACGGGAGCGAAAGAUGCAGCGACAAAAGGAGCAACAGGAACAACUGCAUGGGAAUGAGAAAAACGCAAUGCUUCAACCAUAUGAUACUCUGGACUCUCCAGAUGCAAGCUCCAUGUCAAGUUCCAGCUCUAAUGUGAACCUUUAUGACACACCGCAAAGCUACGAUUAUCGCUUGCCCCACAUUGAUCAGUUCCAUGCACUCAGCCAGCGCGUCUUGCCCCAUAUGCGAGAUUAUGCACAUGCCAAUGCCAGACUGAAGAUGGAACGGGAUCGGGAACGCUUCAAGCGACAUCCAGAGCAGCUGAAGCAAUCGGAAACGAUAAAGGAGAAGUGUGAGAAUGCCAUGGAGUCGGAAAAGGCAGUGAGUAAGCUGCCCGAAGCGGAGGAUCUCAUGGCCAAGCUGGCUGCAAAGGAUUCGCCUGUAGUCAAAGAGAAGCCCAGUCAUGAGUUGGAAAUGGCUAGCAAUGUCAAAGCAGGACCAGAGCUCAAUUCAGCUCAACCCGCUGCACCUGUCAAAGCUGAUACUGCCGAACAGUCCAAGGCGGAAAUAAAGUUAAUAACUGAUGAUAAGAAACAGCUGGAAGUCAAUCUCAAUCAGCACAAUAUUCAGAACACAGAUCAGAGACCGCUCAACGAAGCCAAAUCGCAGCUGGAAGCAAAGCCUGUGGCUCAGUUGACUGCCAAAAAUCAAAACGUUGACUUACAGCCGACUAAUAAAAAUGGAAAACUGAAGAGGGAUGAUAAAGCCUUUCGCAGUGUACUCUGCAAGAGUCAUCCGGAUGCUGUGGUUAAGUUGCUAGCGAAUAAAAUUUCACAGCACGCCAACGACAAAGACCGCGAUAAGCGUCAUGCGAAACGCUGGAGCUGGCAAAGAGUGCAUCGCCAGAAGGUGGGUCAUAAUGGUAACAUGGCCAAUGAGGUGGUUCAUCAUAAGCGACGCAGUAAGCGUUCGGUGGAGCAGCCAGUGGUGCAGGUGGUGUUGCACUUAGAUGGACAGUCAAAGCUGGAUUCAGUAUCUAGACCAGAUUUAAAAAAGGCACCAGUUCCGACAGUGGUGGAGUCAGGAGUGCAGUUGGUGGUAAAGUCACUGGAACAGUCACAAGUACAAUCCCCGAUAAAGUCGCAGUCUGAGUCACAACUUACCUCACAAAUUGGGCAACAAUCUAAGCCACAACUUGAACCACAAUUGAAGCUAUUGGCACAGUCAAAUGAGGCAACCCAUCAUAAGCGACCAAAUAAACGAUCUGUGGGGCGGACAGAGGCACAAUCGGAGUCUCAGCUGGAGCCACAAUCACAGGCACAGUUACAAACACAGUCUGAUCCACAUUCAGAUCCACAGUCUAAUGUUUACUCGGAGUCACAAUUGGGGCCACAGUUUGUGGCACAUUCCAAAAUGGAGCUACAACUGCAGCCACAAUAUCAGAAACAGUUUGAUACACAGGAACCACAAUUACAUUCUCAGUCCCAGACAUACCCAGACCUGGAGACCCAAUCAGACUUGCAGUCACAAGCACAAUCACAAGCACAGCUAGGUCCACAAUUGGAGCCACAGUCCAUAGUUCAGCCAAACCAACAGAGAGAUAAAGAGUCCCAUCAGCAGCAUUCCGUAUUGCUCGAUUCUUUUGCGGAUCAGAAUGGCAAUCGGGAAGGCUUUGGUAGUCAGGAUACCAGCAAGUUGACCAGAUUGGCAGGUGAAUACGAAGAGGAAGGAAAUGAUGAAACGCUGCACUAUCCAAGACAACAGCUGUUGGGGUUUAAGGAUGAGCAAAAUGCUAACGAAUUCAAUAGCAAUCCCUAUUUCAAUUCACGCUAUCAGGUGCCGAUGUUAAAUCCUCGCAGCAACUACAAUAAUUUGGCUUAUCAGCAACAGCAGCAGCAGCUGCAGCAGCAACCAUUUCAGCAACCGCAAAUGUUGCCACAGCAGCUGCAACAACAACAGCAGCAACCGGCAAAUAGCUUAAAGCCCAAUAUUAACUUAACACACUUCUUCAGUGAGCUGGCAAAGCAACAUCAACAACAGAUGCAACAGCAACAGCUGCAUCAACCAGUGAACCAGCAGCAGCAAUCGCAGCUGCAACAGCAGCAACAAGCUAACCUGGAAGCCAACCAGCCCAAGGCUUUGUUUGGCGCACAUCGUUACUUUACACCUCUAUUCAACAAGGCCAAGCUAAAUGUGCAGCCCGAUCCUUGCUUGACAGCAGCAGCAGCAACAACAGCAGCAGCAGCAGCAGCAACAACAGCAGCACCAACAGCAGCAACAACAGCAGCAACAACAGCAGCAACAACAACAGCAUCUAGUGCCGGUGGCACCACCAUGAAUCCCGACUGUGUGCCCAUCGCAACAGAAGCAGACAGUACAACAUCAGCAGCGCCUGACAAGGUUACAUCGAAUCCCUGCAACGCUGCUGAUGCAGUUAAGCUGAAUGUGUCCCUUAAUGCGCACGUGUGCAGCGAUCCAAAGACCAAGCAGCUCUAUGGGAACGGCUCGAUCUGUGUGCAGCCAAGCAAUCAGCGAAUCAAUCCGGAGACGUACUCCAACCUGGAGGAUGCACUGGUGGAUGAGACAGAUGAAGACCUAGACAGCGAUGAGCGUUACUCCAGGCAGGCCAGGGAACGCAGUGAGACAAAUGAUAAAAGAAGCCAGAAGGGCAAGAAGCAUCCGGCAGGCAGCACAAAAAAGUCAGAAACAACAAAAGUUCCCAAAGGACAGACGACCAAAAGCACUGCAACUACUGGCUCCUGUACCACCUCUAAUCAUACCAGCACUCAUCAUACGGAACUGGAGGAAAACUACAGCGAGGAUUUUGAAAAACUAGUUUCCGGCAGGUUAUCGAAAGACAUUGUGCAUGCCGUCUUCGAGAUGGUCACCAAUGAUCCCAGCCUAGAUACACUGUACUCUGUGCUCUCGCGCAAUCGAAAGUGCACCUACAAGCGACCCCCGAUCUUCUACCAGAUACGAAACGACAAAAGCGAGAAGCAAUUGCAGCAGACCGAGGAGAUGGUGCGUCGAACCAUGGAGUCCAUUAGCGAUAUUAUUGAUAAGCAAAUGCAGCAGAGAAACUGCAUCCCACUGCGCCCGGAUCUGGUGGAAUUCUAUAACAUGAUCAUGAGAUCAAAUGCUCAGCAGCAGAAGUCGCGCGAGAAGCGUGAAUCCAAUCUGCGACUGCUCGUUGAUCACAAUAAGAAGCAGCGUAUCCUAAAACCGGCCAACAUUGAGCAGAAGUCACGAAUUGUCAAGAAGCUGUUGCGGCAGUACGAGAAACUACCUGUGAAGGAGCAGCUCCACGCUGCCGGCAUGCGAGAUGAGCUGCUCAUGGAUUUGAUCUAUCUCCGCAAAAUGGUGGACUCAUUGGAGCGCAGCCAGCGCAAGGCACAAUUGCAGAGCGUUCUGGACAAGACGAGCAACAGCGAGUCCAUCGAUGCAGAUAAGCAGAUGAAUCUGGAUUAUUCACCACGUUUCCUCAAGCUGCUGAAGGCGGCGGAAAUCUACAAGGAGGUUGGCGAGCAACAAGCAAAAACCUAUAUUGGACUCUGAAUCGAAUGUUAAUUCGUUUUAUUUUUCUUCAAGUUGAUUAAAUUCGUAUAUUUCUUAAAACUAGUUCGAUUUAAUUUUCGUUUUGUGCAAUUCUAAAUGUAACUUUAUUCUGAGCUGGAAUAUAGGC
Molecule: messenger RNA, 4676 nt
Organism: Drosophila grimshawi
Lineage: Eukaryota; Metazoa; Arthropoda; Insecta; Diptera; Drosophilidae
Product: formin-J
Exons: 2
Coding region: 11-4549 (1512 amino acids)
Source: RefSeq, a predicted model, not a curated record